Messenger RNA from Gorilla gorilla gorilla (western lowland gorilla), 1176 nucleotides. RefSeq names its product serine/threonine-protein phosphatase 1 regulatory subunit 10-like. NCBI's taxonomy places the organism in Eukaryota, Metazoa, Chordata, Mammalia, Primates, Hominidae. The coding region runs from base 400 to 1176 and encodes 258 amino acids. The transcript has 4 exons. The record is from RefSeq and is a predicted model, not a curated record.
UCAACAAGGUGUUUGAGGAGAAGAAGUACGUGGAGCUGGACCCCAGCAAAGUGGAAGUUAAGGAUGUAGGGUGAGGCCGGGGGUAACUCCGGGGGGGUGCGGGGCGCAGCGGCAGCGGGUUGGGAUCAGGCCCUGUCAGCAUGUGUGUUUGUGCUUCUGCCCACCCGUGUAUUGUCCCCUGUGUCCGUGUCCUGGCUGCUGUGAGAGCCACUGUUCCUGUCGUGGCCCUGGCGCUGACCGCGACCUCCUCUGCCAACCCGCCCCGUUCCACGCAGGUGCUCCGGGCUGCACCGCCCGCAGACCGAGGCCGAGGUGCUGGAGCAGAGCGCGCAGACGCUGCGCGCCCACCUGGGGGCCCUGCUGAGCGCGCUCAGCCGCUCGGUUCGCGCGUGCCCCGCCAUGGUGCGCGCCACCUUCCGCCAGCUCUUCCCGCGCGUGCGCGAGCGCUUCCCCAGCGCCCAGCACGAGGUGCGCCCUCCACCCGCUGGGCUAGGCUGGGCCGGGUUGGACUGGGCUGGGGCGAGGGCCGAAGAGCGGUGGGGAACCAGGGAGCGCUGGGGAGGACCAGGGAGGCUGUGUCCCGGCGAGGGUCAGGGACGGAGCCUAAGGGGAGGGGGCUGCCAGGAGCCCUGGUCUGGGGGACUCCAGCCCGCGCUCUUCCGCACCCCUCCAGAAUGUACCGUUCAUCGCCGUCACCAGCUUCCUGUGCCUGCGCUUCUUCUCUCCCGCCAUCAUGUCGCCCAAGCUCUUCCACCUGCGGGAGCGCCACGCGGACGCCCGCACCAGCCGCACCCUGCUCCUGUUGGCCAAGGCAGUCCAGAACGUGGGCAACAUGGACACGCCGGCUUCCAGGGCCAAGGAGGCUUGGAUGGAGCCGCUGCAGCCCACCGUGCGCCAGGGCGUGGCGCAGCUGAAGGACUUCGUCACCAAGCUCGUGGACAUCGAGGAGAAGGACGAGCUGGACCUGCAGCGGACGCUGAGUUUGCAGGCGCCACCUGUGAAGGAGGGGCCGCUCUUCAUCCACAGGACCAAGGGCAAAGGCCCCCUCAUGUCCUCCUCCUUCAAGAAGCUCUACUUCUCCCUCACUACCGAGGCCCUCAGCUUCGCGAAGACGCCCAGCUCCAAGAAAAGCGCCCUCAUCAAGUUAGCCAACAUCCGGGCAGCGGAAAAGGUUGA